AUUGCCGGCGCAUAUUCGUGCGCGGGCAUUGAACGUGUAGUCGAGCAAGUUCGUUGAGAGAGACAACACCCAACGCGGUACAUAUUGUGUUACAUAAUUCGUAAAUAAUUAAAACGAUCAGGAUGUCUCUGGUGCCGUUGUUAUACUCCGAUUGGUGGGAAGACCUUGAUCGUCCGCAUAGACUGCUGGAUCAACAUUUUGGAUUGCCAUUAAAUCACGAUGAUCUUCUGGAUAGAGCUUUACCGACACCUUCCGAAAUGAUUCCAUUUCGUCCAGGGGGUAGACGCAGAAGACGAUAUCAUCCAUUCAUGGAGUAUGCCUUGAGGAGAGGAGGACGCGGGUCAUCCACUGCACAGCCGGACAAAGAAAAGUUCCUAGUGACACUAGACGUGCAGCAAUUCGCACCGGAUGAGAUAACCGUGAAGGUGGUGGAUAAAAAUGUUAUUGUGGAGGCAAAGCACGAGGAGAAGGAAGACGAGCAUGGUUGGGUAUCCAGACAAUUUCUGAGAAAAUAUUUGGUACCUCCUCAAUGCGAUAUUGAUCAAGUUGAGUCUCAUAUUUCAUCGGAUGGCAUCCUAACCAUCACGGCACCCAGGAAAGAACCGAUAAAGGAUAAUUCUGAGAGAAUUGUGAAGAUUCAAUAUACUGGACAACCGGCUAUUAAUAAUUUUGAUGGCCACAAGGAAACAAUUGAAUCAUCGAAGGCAUCUACUGUAGAGAAGGAACAACCACAACAAAAAACUCAAACGAUUCAACAAAGUCCACGCGGAAAGAAAGCUGUGAAAUCUGUAUAAGACUACUUUUUUUUUACUUUUCCCGUAUCUUAUUUACAUUCAAUAUUCAUAUUCUAAAACGUUCAUUUGUCUCUGAGUAUUCAAGUACAAAUAUAUAUAUAUGUCACUGUAAGAUUUGUACUAUUUUUUUAUAGAAAAAUAAACUGGAAUAAACUAUCUA
Cephus cinctus (wheat stem sawfly) is the source of this 954-nucleotide messenger RNA. Its product is annotated as protein lethal(2)essential for life. The transcript has a single exon. NCBI's taxonomy places the organism in Eukaryota, Metazoa, Arthropoda, Insecta, Hymenoptera, Cephidae. Gene Ontology annotation, biological process: response to heat; protein refolding. The record is from RefSeq and is a predicted model, not a curated record. Gene Ontology annotation, molecular function: protein folding chaperone. The coding region runs from base 123 to 794 and encodes 223 amino acids.